This is a messenger RNA of Tilletiaria anomala UBC 951, 3090 nucleotides long. Its product is annotated as PLP-dependent transferase. The record is from RefSeq and is a predicted model, not a curated record. The transcript has a single exon. The coding region runs from base 114 to 2999 and encodes 961 amino acids. Gene Ontology annotation, molecular function: pyridoxal phosphate binding; catalytic activity; molybdenum ion binding. NCBI's taxonomy places the organism in Eukaryota, Fungi, Basidiomycota, Exobasidiomycetes, Georgefischeriales, Tilletiariaceae.
GCACUAAGGUGUGAAGCAAAGAGGUUCCUUUCAAGCACCAUUCGCCCCCUCCAGAUGACCGGCUAGCGUCUGCCUUACCUGCACCCGUGCUGCUGCCACUGCUGGUUAGCAUGAUGGGCGACGCGCUCGCAACUGCGGGCCGAGCGCCGGACGAUUGCAGGGACGCGACCGAUGAAAGCACCCUCGAUGGUCUCAUCGCUUCCUUGCGCAUCGCCGAGCUGCCGUCAUUGUACGGCAACAGCAGUUCGUCAGCGUCUCCGCUGGGGGAGCCAGCUAGCUAUCAACAAAUUCAGGAGCAUCAGCAGCAACUCUAUCUCGACUCGGCCGGCAUGCCUCCCUCACCCAUUUCCGCCACCCGCCUGUUUGAAGCGGACAUGGCGCACAAUUUCUUCGCCAACCCGCACUCACACAGCCCUGCAGCUGUGAGAACGGUGGAGAUGAUCGAGGUGACCCGGGAUAUGAUCUUGCAAGAGCUCUUCUGCCUACCCAAGUCUUCAAUGCGCAAGUAUGGCGGCAAGGGCAAAGCCAAGGAGGAUCCCCGUGCAAUCGACGGCUGCGGCUGGGAACUCGUCUUCACCUCGGGCGCAACUGCCUCUCUAAAGCUUGUGGCAGAGAGCUUCGAUUUCGGCCCCAGCAAUACUGCUGACGACGAGCGAGGCCAGUUGCUGCAUCUCCUCGAGUCACACACCUCUGUCGUCGGUUUGCGUGGCAUCGCCAAAGAGCGAGGGGUACGCAGCGCCGCCUGCGACGAAGACGAGAUGCCUUCGCUUGUCGCGUCUCUCGAUAGCGAGAGAAGCCUUGCAGUGGCCCCACUACAGUGCAACGCGACAGGUCGACGCUUCCAUGUCCUCCUCGAGAAGCUUGGCGGCCACCGCACGAAAGUGCUCGUCGACGCAGCAUCGUACCUUUCCUCAUCUACGCGCCUGCCUCUUCCCGCUCCCUCCGACGAAGCUGCAUAUGAGCGCGCACCCGACUUUAUCGCCUUCUCCUUCUACAAAAUAUUUGGCAUGCCGACGGGCUUGGGCGGCCUGCUCGUCAAGCGCACCUCCGCUUUGUCGCUCUCCUGCAAGCCCUAUUAUGGUGGCGGUACGCUCUCGUUGCUCUUGCCACGCUCUGGUCGGGGUGUCCCACGCGCUGGGCUUGCGGAUCGGAUGGAAGAUGGAACUAUCAAUUUCCAUGGUGUACUGGCGCUCAAGCAUGCGCUACAGGCGCACGAAACGAUGCUAGGCAACUGGGCUGCUAGGCAGAGACAUAUUUGCCACCUGACCAGAGAGCUGUAUGCAGGCCUCUCACGCUUGCGACAUUACAACGGGCAAAGAUUGGUGCAUCUUCUCAGCAGAAGCGAUGCCUCACGCGCCUUCCUGCAGCAAGCACACUGCUCCAUGCAUGCGGCGGAUCAAGGGCCUAUAGCUGCUUUCCUACUGUUGCUGCCCAACGGUCAACGCGUGGCAACAUCAGAGAUAUCGCGUAUCGCUUCUCUGCGCAAUGUCCAUCUCCGUGUCGGUCGCCAUUGCAAUGCUGGUGUUGCGCUCACACACACCCUUGCUGCAGACGUAGCUGCGAUUGCCGAUCAAGAGACAGGCAACCGAGAGCGAAUGUGCGACGAGCAAGGAUUAUGGGACAUUUGGCAACGCGGGACAGGCUGUGACAAUGCUGAGGGCGUCGAUGAUGAGGCGAGCUCCGUGCGCGUCAGCCUCAGUGUCUGGAACACCCUCGCGGAUGUCGAUGCCCUUGUUUCCUUCCUCAAAACUUACUUUCUCAUCGAAGCGCCACCUAUGCAAACACUCUGCGACACCGACGCCACCACAACCACCCGCUGGCCAUCGAGAUCCAGCGCAAUUGGCGAACGCGAGCUGAAAUGUAUCACAUUGUACCCCAUCAAAUCGUGCGCGGGCCAAGAGGUGCAGGCGGGCCAGUCAUGGCCGUUGACGCCGCACGGCCUCCUGCAUGACCGAGAAUGGUGCAUCGUCGAUGCCGGCACCGGAAAAGCGCUGAGCCAGAAGCGAGUGCCAAAGAUGGCGACGAUCCGCGCACGUGUCGACAGGGAGAGGGAGCUGCUUCAUGUCACUUUGCCGUAUGUUGACGGCGCAGACGGAGACGGAGACGCGACAGAGCUGACAAUCGACAUGAAGGACAGCGGUGCGGAGGACGAAGAAGGAGAGGAAGUCCGAGUUUGUGCCGACGUUGUCCGCCCUAGACUCUACACCAAUUCGCACGUCGUGCAUGCAUUCUCGAGCUUUUUGCAGCGCGACUGCACCCUCGCUCGUCUACCGCCGCAAUCCGCCUCGCGUCACGGACAUUUCGACGUGAGCUUGAUCGAGGCCGGCAGCAGCCUAGCACAUCCAUCCGCACACGGUCUGGACGGCCCAGUGCCGCGCCACGUUCCGAUCCUGCUCUCGAACGAGAGCCCGUUCUUGCUGAUCAACGAGGAGAGCGUGAGGCAGGUGAUGGGCUGGAUGGCACAAGACGGAUUCGACGUGCAGGGGACGGCGCUGCAGAUUGCACGACGCUUCAGAGCCAAUUUUGUCGUUGGAAUAAGGGCAAUUGCGAGUGCUGGCGCCGAUGCACCGCUGCCAGAGUACCUGCCCUUGCCAUCUGCUUCCUGUGGAGAGGGCUCGGAGGACACGAGCGAGGACAGUCACACGGUCUCCUCGCCGGCCACGUCACCGCCAGUCUCACGUCCGUCAUCGCAAGCCGGACACGAUGGAACGAGCAAGGCGGGCUGCUUCCAGUUCUUCGCCGAAGACUCAAUGAAGCGCGUGGAGAUUGGCGAGCACGCCUUUGCGUCUCUCGGCGCGUGCCGUCGCUGCGAGAUGGUCGCUGUGGAUCAAGUGACGGGCGAGAGGAGGCCCGAAACGCUGCUCAGCUUGGCCAGGCGGCGCAGGAGCGAACAAGGCAGGGUCGAAUUCGGCAUGCAUCUUUGCUGGCUCCCCGUGGUUCACGAUAUAGCGGCGCGAGUUCCAAGCGUGCACAUCGGCAUGGCUGCAAACUUCAAGUGAGAAACACUCUUUGCUCAUUCGCGUUGUACUGUACAUAAAUCCACGGGAUAUUCCCACUUGCAGCUUGAGCUCUUCCAGUCAUAUUACAUCA